Molecule: messenger RNA, 2163 nt
Organism: Schistosoma haematobium
Lineage: Eukaryota; Metazoa; Platyhelminthes; Trematoda; Strigeidida; Schistosomatidae
Product: Protein phosphatase 1A, variant 2
Exons: 8
Coding region: 86-1042 (318 amino acids)
Biological process (GO): protein dephosphorylation
Molecular function (GO): magnesium ion binding; protein serine/threonine phosphatase activity; manganese ion binding
Source: RefSeq, a predicted model, not a curated record
UUUUGUUAAACUUGUUCGAAGGUCUAUGUUACUACUCUGAUGAUUUGGUGUUGAACUCUGCCAGUUAUCGCUUUCUUAUGUGCUUAUGGGUGCCUUCCUGGAAAAACCCAAAACAGAAAAAGUAGUUAACGUGGGAGAAGGAAACGGACUUCGGUAUGCCAUUUCAAGCAUGCAAGGAUGGCGAUUAGAAAUGGAAGAUGCCCAUGUAGCUAAGUCCGAGCUCCCCAGUCCUUUCCAAUACUGGUCGUAUUUCGGCGUAUUUGAUGGACAUGCAGGAUCUCGCGUUUCAGAGCUUUGUGCAGCCAAGUUGCUAGAUGCUAUUCUUAACACAGAAGAAUUUCAGAAGCUUAGCUUUGAUAAAGAGCUUGAUACAUCUUUGGUCAAGAAAGGCAUCAUUAACGGGUUUUUAUCAUUCGACCGAGACCUAGCAUCUGAUGAUUCCGAUGAAAAAUCUGGCUCUACAGCAGUAAUUGCCUUUGUCACACCAACCCAUAUAAUUAUGGCAAAUUGUGGCGAUUCAAGAGCAAUACUUAUUCGCGACAACAAAACCUUCCUAGCGACCCAAGACCACAAACCAUAUAAUCCCAUAGAAAGUCGACGAAUUUCUGAAGCUGGCGGCAAAGUCAUGUUGUCUCGUGUUAAUGGAUCCCUGGCUGUCUCCAGAUCUCUGGGUGACUUCGAAUACAAACAAGUGCUUAAUCGCGGAGCGACAGAGCAGCUUGUUUCUCCUGAACCAGAUAUAUUCAUUGUUGAACGCAGAAAAGAAUUCGAUCAAGUUCUUCUUCUUGCUUGUGAUGGAAUUUGGGACGUGUUUGAAAACGACACUCUCACUACAUACGUCCUUCAUCGGUUGUGUUGCUUACCAUCUUUGGCGGAUGUUUGUUCAGAAAUUCUCGACACUAGUUUGCACAAGGGUAGUCGUGAUAAUAUGAGUGUCCUCCUGGUAGCGCUAGAUGCCGCCCCAACUGUGAAUCCAGAGGCAGUUUGUAAAGAAAUGGAAUUAGAUACUUCCUUAAACAAUAUGAUUGUUGACUUACGUUGAGGACUCUCGGUGAACAAAUGAAGCAUGAAGUUUCAAUAUCUUCCUAUCAUAUCAACCUGGACCUGUUUCUCAUAUUAUCCAUUCACUCAUUCAUUCCAUGAAAUUUAUUGUAAAGUACCCAAUGUAUUUGAUUGGAAAAUACAAUACAAUAGUACCGCUAGUAUUAUUGUUUUACGAAUAAGAUUACUUUUCUCUAACAUUUGUUAUCUUUUAUCCUUUAUCCACAUUUCAAGUUCUUGAUCACUCAAUACACCUAUAACUCAUGAAAUUUUAAUCCACAAGGCGUUUCACAUUGUCUUUGAGACAAUAAAGUUCCACCAUUAAUUACCGAUUCAUUUCUGAACAGUAGGUUGAAAAUAAAAUCCAAUCUUUCGACGUUACGAUUUAAUAGCCCUUUAUGUUAGAUCAAACCUGCAUCGUACUAGUUACAUCUCCUUCGUUUUAUACAGUCACUCGCUUUAAAAUGUUUUCACCAUAAAUUGGCUCAAUUAGCCAUACAAAUUAAAUCAAUGUGUAUUUUAAUUUGCAUUAUACACACUAUAAGUCAUUUGUUUGGAUUUUAAAGUCUAGUUAAUGUAACAUUCAUAAACUGGUACACAAAGUGUUUAUGUCAUUUACCUUUAUUCAUACUCAGAUAUAAUUAAUUCAGCCGGCGAAGAUGCUAACUUUUUGAAUGUGGAUUAUGUCGCCAGUGCAGUUAAAAGUAUGAAUCUUCCCAAUUAUCCUCCGGGUGGCUUCAACACCAAACGCGCUUAUGUAGAGAACUUUUUCAAUACUCAUUUCCGACAGAAUAAGGUGUUCGCAAAAACGCAACUGGAUGCUCAAAGUUAACAAAAAUUCCACUUUUAACCCUCAAAAUUAACGCCAAAUGAUCACUCAUAUCUUAAUUCAUGUCUCAUGCCAUUCUGGAUACUCUUUUAGCAUCAUUUCUUUACAAACUUAUUAUACACUUAAAUUUUCACCUGUAAUUUGCUCCAUAAUGGUAUGUGUAUGUAUUUCUAUUUAGAGACCACCCAUAUACAGUCGGUAUGUAUUCGCUUCUUCACUCCUUAAUUUGUACGGAUUUGUCUUUCUGUCUUGUCUUAGAUAUUCUGUUCCAAGCAGUGUAUAAUAUACUGUAG